Molecule: messenger RNA, 2924 nt
Organism: Oncorhynchus kisutch (coho salmon)
Lineage: Eukaryota; Metazoa; Chordata; Actinopteri; Salmoniformes; Salmonidae
Product: atypical kinase COQ8B, mitochondrial
Exons: 15
Coding region: 133-1992 (619 amino acids)
Biological process (GO): ubiquinone biosynthetic process
Source: RefSeq, a predicted model, not a curated record
GUCUGUCAAUUUAGUCAAAGCUCUAUUUCCGGGUUUGAAAGUUGUUGCAAAACAGCGUCUAUCUACUUCACGGGCAAGAGGACAGCCGUCUGUUACUCCACGGUUUAUAGGAAGCAUCCCUUCUUCUAUAAGAUGCUAGCUGAGGUGUUUCAGGUGCUGCGGGGAGCAGGGAAGGUUGGCCAUGCAUUUGCCAACACACAAGGGGAGAUGCUGAGGCUAAUGGCCUGUAACUCCACUCUGGGCACUGGCGUCAAAGCUGCCCAGGAGGUGGUCGAGGGCAUGAUGGGCACAGUCAUGGGUGGUGCUGCCAUGCAACAGUCCAUCAAGGAGGAUGUGUUCCCUGAUGCUGAGGGAUGGGAGGAAAUAGAUCCGGACGAGGCUGCUAAAUGGGCGGUGGGCUCCGAAUUCCCACCAGGCCUAGAGGCCACAGAGAUGCCCAGCGGAGCGCCUCUCAGCCCAGCUGGGGGUUCAAGGGGAGCAGGCUGGCCCGGCCAAAGUUCCCGGUUCCUGCACAUUGCCUCGACACAAUGGCACAGCAGGUUUUUCCAUGACUCAGUAGUGGCCAGACUCACCCCAGAGGACAUCAAGAAGGCCAGGGAGUCCAAGCAGGCAUUUGCCAGGCCUAUUGUUAAGCAGAAGCUUAGUGAUCGUGCAAGAGAGAGGAAGGUCCCUGCCACGAGAAUCAGCAGGCUGGUUAACUUCGGGGGUCUGGCAGUCGGGCUGGGACUAGGUGCCAUUGUAGAGGUGGCGAAGCAAUCUAUGGGCGCCAAGCGUGCAGAGGGUGCCCUGUUGGACUCGCCUCUCUUGUCUGAGGCCAAUGCUGAGAGGAUAGUGAACACCUUGUGCAAAGUCAGAGGGGCAGCCCUCAAAAUAGGACAGAUGCUCAGUAUACAAGAUAACUCCUUCAUAAACCCCCAGUUACAGAAAAUCUUUGAGCGGGUCCGACAGAGCGCGGACUUCAUGCCCGCCUGGCAGAUGAAUAAAGUUCUGGAGGAGGAGCUAGGUGCGGGCUGGAGGGAGAAGCUGUCGUCGUUUGAGGACAGGCCCUUCGCCGCCGCAUCAAUUGGCCAGGUGCAUCACGGGAUGCUGCAAGAUGGCAGGGAGGUCGCCAUGAAGAUCCAGUACCCAGGAGUAGCUGAGAGCAUCCACAGUGACAUCAACAACCUGAUGUCUGUGCUGAAGAUGAGUCUUGUUCUACCAGAGGGCUUGUUUGCAGACAGUAGUCUAGAGGUCCUUCAAAGAGAGCUGGCAUGGGAGUGUGACUACAAGAGAGAGGCGGAGAGUGCCAAGCAUUUUAAGUCACUUUUGGCAGAUGACCCAUUUUUCCACGUGCCAUUUGUGGUGGACGAGCUGUCAGGAAGGAGAGUUCUGGCCAUGGAGCUGGUGUCAGGGGUACCGCUGGACAGCUGUGUCGAUCUGGACCAGGAGACAAGGAACCAGAUCUGCUUCAAAAUCCUACAGCUGUGUCUGAGAGAGCUCUUUGAGUUCCGCUUCAUGCAGACGGACCCCAACUGGGCCAACUUCUUUUACAACGCUGAGCAGAACAAGAUUAUUCUGUUGGAUUUCGGUGCGUGCCGGGAUUACCCUGAGGCCUUCACAGAUGAUUACGUACAGGUGGUGCACGCAGCCUCCAUCGGAGAUAGGGAGACUGUCCUGGAGAAAUCCAAGGACCUUAAGUUCCUCACAGGGUUUGAGGCCAAGGCGUUCCAGGAUGCCCACGUGGAGGCGGUGAUGAUUCUGGGUGAGGCCUUCACCAACUCUGACCCCUUUGACUUUGGCACCCAGAGCACCACGCAGCGGAUCCAGAGCCUGAUCCCCGUCAUGCUGCGUCACCGCCUCACCCCGCCCCCGGAGGAGACCUACUCCCUGCACCGCAAGAUGGCCGGCUCCUUCCUCAUCUGUUCUAAGCUUGGUGCCAAAAUCGCCUGCAAGGACAUGUUCCUGGACAUCUACAACUCCUACCAACAGCGGCGGCUGGAGAAGGCUGCCUAAAUUUAGGCCUAGAUAGGGUCAAAGGUCAUUACUAGUGGUCACCCUCUCUGACUGCACCCUAGUGGGCAGAACUGACUGUCCAACUCCCAUGGCUGUGUACUAUGUUUAUUUAAGAUAUUGUAACUGCACUAUACGGGUGAUACACAGACUCCCAGCACUUUGACUCUGUCAGUGACUUGAUGCCACUCAAACUCAGUGAGGUGGUCUGGCAGUAAGGAGUGAGAGGCAGAAAGAAUCAUUUGUAUGAUUUGAAUCACUUGAGAUUGGUGUUAAUAAUAAUUGUGUAAAGGUAUGGUCCAACUUGAUGUACAAAUAAUUGAUUUGAGUUGUCUCUCUGUUAAGGGAAAAGGUCAUGUUUUGAGUGUUGGAUUGUAUUUUUUAUGUGCCCUGGUCCAAUGGUUUCCAUCGAACUGUAAUGUUUAAUGCUAAUGCCACAAACGUUGCCUUUGUUUCUGAAAAUGGCAGUGUUUUUCCCUCAAAGCCAUUUUUACACUGAAAGUGAGGUGGAUGUUAUUGUAACACACUACAAAGAUUGCUCUUUCAGAUACUGUCUUCAACAGGUGUGUUUUUUAGCCCAAAAUAUAAUGUGGGGAAUAUUUAAUGCCGGGAAAUAACUUCUAUACAAGGUUUAUUUCACUGCCUUUUUUUUUGGUUGCAUUAUUAUCCGUCUUCUAAAUGUAUUUCCAUGGCAUGUUGAUGAGCAUUGUUCUACGUAUUUUAAAGGACUGUUUGAUGGAAACCCUAAUGUCCUCGAAAACAGUAUGAUAAAAUAGUCCAGCUAGAUGACGCCGUCUGUAAAAAAGCAUCCGCAUAAAUGUGUGCAUUGAUGUUCUGUUCCAUGCACUUUGGGACCAUACUCCACCUCCAUAACACAUAAUCAAUUAUUAUUCUGUGGGUGACCAUCCUUGCAAUAAACAGUUGACUAAAAGGGA